Molecule: messenger RNA, 465 nt
Organism: Glycine soja
Lineage: Eukaryota; Viridiplantae; Streptophyta; Magnoliopsida; Fabales; Fabaceae
Exons: 3
Coding region: 1-465 (154 amino acids)
Source: RefSeq, a predicted model, not a curated record
AUGAGUCGACUAUUUGGUAAAGAAAUCGGUCUAAGAUGGGACAAUGCCAAAAGUAGUGCUGAUGCAAGUGAUGAGUGGUGGGAGAAAAAACAAUUGAACAAAGGACUUUCAUUUACUCACAAGUUGACUGAACUUUUUGAGAAUGUAGUUGCUAAUAGAGAGUUCCAAUGGGCACCCUUAUCUAGGAUUUUUCCAGCUGGUGUUGAGGUUGACAUGAAUGAUGUGUAUCGCUCAAGUCUUGAUGGCAUUGGUGUAGAUGUAGAGGAAAGUUCAAGGGAGAGUGAAGAUACAAGUGUCAAUGCAACAAAUACAAGUGUUAGUGCAACUGAUGCUUUUGGGAAAAUUAAUUUGAAUGAUUCACAAGGAAUUGUCAACCAAGAAAUUGGUUGCCAAAAGAGUACAGAAAAGAGAAAGAGAAUCAAUCACCCUGAAAAGUUAAACAAGAAGAAGGCAACUACCUCUUAA